Pyrus x bretschneideri (Chinese white pear) is the source of this 3523-nucleotide messenger RNA. Its product is annotated as FRIGIDA-like protein 5. The transcript is spliced from 4 exons. The coding region runs from base 1 to 3270 and encodes 1089 amino acids. NCBI's taxonomy places the organism in Eukaryota, Viridiplantae, Streptophyta, Magnoliopsida, Rosales, Rosaceae. The record is from RefSeq and is a predicted model, not a curated record.
AUGGAGAAGAUACAGGCGGAACUGAAGGAGGCGGAGACGAAGCAGAGGAGUCUGAGCAAGGCGUACGAGUGCGUACACGCGCAGGCGACUGCGCUUAUUAUCUUCGCCGUGCAAUGGAAGGAUCUGGAGGAGCACUUCGAGUCGACUCGGUACUCGCUCGAGUUGCAACUCCGGGAACUCGCCCGUCGCGAGACGGCGGUCCAGGUGCGGUACGGGGAGUUGGAGGCGAAGGAGAUGAAGUUCAACUCUGAAAUCGAAUCGAAAGCGGACGAGUUGGGGGGGCUUCAGAGGCUGAUCGACGAGAAGGUUGAGGAUGUUAUACAGAAUAAGAACCACUUGCACUCUCUCCAGUCAUUGAUUCAGGAAUGUAGCAAUGAGGUUGUGGUGCAAGAGACGAGAUUGAUGGAGGCUGAGGGUUUUGUUGUGGAGAAGAAGAGGGAGUGCGAUUCGAUUGAGAGGCGGGUUGAGCGGAGGCAGAAAAAAUUGGAUUGGGUUGAGAGAAGGGUGGAGGAGAAGUUGAAGGUGGCGGAGGAGAAGUCGAAAUUGGCUGAGGUGAAGGCGGAGGAAGCGAGGGGGUUUGAAGAGGCGUUGGAGAAGUGUGUCGAAGAGAUUGAGUUGAAGAAGAGGGAGUUGAAUGAGAUUAGGGGGUUGAUUGAGAAGCGCAAGGAGGAGUUCAAUUCGAUAGGGGAGCAGAUUAUGGGGGCGGAAGAGUUGAUGAAGGUCCAGGAGGAGCAGCUGGGUUUUAAAGAAGAGAGAAUUAAGGAGGCGCAAAGGGCGGUUGAACAGUGCGACAAAGAGUUGAAAUGGAGAGAGAAGCUGAUUACGGAGGCGGAAAGGGCGGUUGAAGAAUGUGACAAGGAGUUGAAGCUGAAAAAGGAGAAACUUGUUGUCAUUGAUAAGUCAUUAGUGGAGUGCUCGAAUGCGCUGGAAUCAAGAGAGAAAAAGAUUAGGGAAAUAGACUCGAAAAAGGAUAAAGAUUUGUGCUUGCGUGAGAAAUCAUUGGAGGAGUGGUCCUGUAAGCUUGAGUUUAAAGAGAUGGAAGUUAGAUUGGGAGAGAGAAUUGUCGAGUUAAAAGCUGGGGAACUCCAAAAGUUGAAGGAAGGCGAAAGGUGUUUGGAAUCUGUCUCGCAGGUACUUAAACAGAAAGAGAACCGACUUCAAGACCUUGACGAAGAGCUCGAAUUGAAGCAGAAAGAACUUGAUUUGAUAAAAAAAUCCACUGAAGAACGCGCCAAAAACUUGGAAUUGAAAGAGAGGCAACUUGAAGAUCAGACCAAAGAGCUUGAACUGAAGCAGAAAGGAUUUGAUUCGAUAAAAAAAUUCUCUGAGGAACGCACCCAAAACCUGAAAUCGAAAGAGAAUACUAGUAUUCUUCUUUCUCAUGUGAAAAUUGAGCAAUUUGAACAUAUCCCUGCCAACAAUGUUGUUGUUCCUUCUACCUCAAGUAACCAGUCCAGCGUCAAUAUGGAUGGUAGAGGCUUGCUGUUGUUCAUAAAUGAGCAUUUGAAGACAUAUGUUCUAUUGGGUAGUGAAAUCUCAGCUGCUCUUCAGGCGUCACCAGACCCGGCAAAAUUAGUUUUGGAUGCUAUGCAAGGUUUUUACCAUGCAAAUUCAAGUGCGGACAAAAGCGAGUGUGAUUUUGAUUUACGCAUUACUAGGAUGACUUGUAGCCUUUUGUUGGAGAAUUUAAAGAGUGUCUCCCCCCAAAUUAACCCUGAGGUGAGAGAGGAAGCAAUUAAGUUGGCAGGUGAUUGGAAGGUUAAAAUGAGGACGGACAAUUGCUUGGAGGUUUUGGGUUUUCUGCGGCUUGUUAGUACAUAUGGAAUCACCUCGUUUUAUGAUGCGAAGGAGCUUCAAAGUCUUUGUGCGAUUGUUGCUAAGGAUGAACACACAACUGAAUUAUCCUGGGCUUUUGGUAUGACUGGUGAGGCACCUGCCAAAAUUGAGGCCCCAGAAUCUUUACCGGCAAAAAAUGCAGAAACUCGUUCUUCUCCGAAUCUUCAGCUAACUGCCACCAGAGAUGCUAGUGCUACUCAUUUGCAGGGGUUUUUAAAUGAGCUUUUCAGUAGGGAUCGUUUGACACAGACCGAAACUUGGGCUGCUUUUCAAUCGUCAUCAGAACCAGAACCAGAAAAGUUUGUGAUGGAUGUGAUGCAAACUUCUUUUGAUAAAUACUCCAAAAUAGAGGAUGCUGGUUUUAAAGAAAUUGUCAUGGCAAAUUACAUUUCACUACUCAACAUGCUGAUGAGAAUUAAACCGCAUGUUGGACAUCAUGUUAACAAAGAUGCUCUAAAGCUAGCAAUCAAUUGGAAAUUGAAAAUUGGUGCCAGUACCCAACCCCUCGAGCUUUUGGGUUUUUUGCAGUUCAUAGCUACAUAUGGACUGCUUUCCAUGUUUAAUAGAGAGACUUUAGUGUUGCUUGGAAGGAUUUCUCAGCAGAAGCAGGCGCUAGAAAUAUGUCAGACGCUUGGUUUAGCUGAUAAGAUCCCUGAAAUCAUUCGGGGUCUUAUUGAAAAGAAGCAACUAAUUGAGGCCGUUCGAUUGAUUUGCCCGUUUAAGUUAAUUGAGAAGUUCCCGCCAGCACCACUCUUGGAAGAAUUUGUGGAGAAUGCGAAGUUGUUGUGCAUUCAAAUGAGCAAGAGACAUAAAUUAUUUUCUGAAAGGGAUAAGUGUGUAAACGACCAGAUUGCUGCUCUUAGAGUUGUGAUUCAAUGUAUCAAAGAUUGCAACCUCGAGUCCGAGUACCCUUCCAGGUUCAUUGAAACACGAAUAGCUCUUCUGGAAAACAUGAAGAAGAAUCGCAGACGCCAAAUGACAUCUCCUCCCUCCAAGGUUGAACAACAAGGGAAGAAAAAUUCUCGAGUCUCCAAGGUUGAGGGACAAGAGCAGAAACAGUCUCCUGCCUCCGAAGUUGAGGGACGGGAGCAGAAAAAGUCUCCUUCCCCUAGAGUUGAGGGACGAGAGCACAUCAAACCUCUUGCCUCCAAUGUCGAACAAGGGGCAGAAAAGCCUUUUGCUUCCACUGUUGAGGGACAAGAGCAGAAAAGAUCUGUUCCCUCCCAGGCUGAAUCAGAAGAACACAGAAGAGGCAAGAAACGUCAACCCAACACUUUGCCUCGCCGCAUUCAACCACCACAACAACGUCGAAAUAUGUAUAAUCAGACAUCUGCUUCCCCUGGUACAUCCUAUUCAUCACCACUAAUCACCCCAGGCUAUCGGAAGCCAGGUCCGUUGCCUGGGGAGAAUUUUCAAAGCCAUGCCGAAUCGUGAUUAGACCGAGUAUGAACCUGCUAUACGUACUAACUAGGAAAGACCACUGCGUAACUCUGAAGUCCCGUCCUAGUUCGCAAUGCUGCUUACGGAUACCUUCCUCGUAAUGUACCCUUAGUUUUUAUGGUGGCACUAUAAGUUGGCAACUCGUUGUCUUCUGUAAGUUGCACUACCACUAUUUAGGAGAGGCGACAUAAUCUGACCUGACUAUUGUAAAUACCCUUUGGCAUAGAUAGUGUUGUUUUUGUUUUUU